UUAGGUCCUCCCAGUGCCAACUCCGCCCGGCUCCCGCGUUUCUCCCUCCUCCCCUCUCAUCCUCUAGGCCCCCCACAGGGCUCCCCACCCCAGCUCUCGCGCCUCAGCAACCCCUUCCCCUUUUUGUUCCUGCUGAUCCAGCGAGCCAGGCUUUCUCCUUCUCUGGUCUCUCUUCCUCCUCUCCCCCUUGAAUCCAGUCCUGGUUUCCCCGCCGCCAGCUUCCCCUUUCUCUCCGACUAGGCUAGCUCCCCGCCCCCGCCGCGCCCGUCGUCACCGCGGUGGUUUCAGCUCUUCGCUUACCCCGCUCCCAGCCACCCGGGGCUUGGCUCGCCCAGUCCGGUGGCUCCAGUCCGGAUCUCGCUGCUGCCCUACCCGGGUACGAGUACCAGCCGCUGGGGAGGAGGCGGCGGCUGGCCCCGGCUCCCCUCGGCCGCCUUGCCAGCCCGGGGUUGGCGGGGAGGGAGCAGCAGGGCAGCCCCCCGGAGCCCCUCGGAGGACAAUGCACCCAGCGCUCGGCAACCCCCGCUCGGUCUCGUCCUCGUCCGGCUCCUUCCCACCGCCCCCCGCCGCUGCCCGGCUGCAGCCCCUCUUCCUCCGUGGGGGUUCCUCCCGCGGCCGGAGAGGCUCGGGCGACAGCAGCACCAGCACCAGCACCAGCCGGGGGGGAGGCGGCGGCAGACGCGGCGGGGGCGGCGGCGGCGGCGGCGGCGGCGGCUCCCCGAGUAGCAGCACCGGCGCGGAGAGAGAGGACGACGACGAGAGCAUCAGCAUCAGCAAGCCGCUGGUGCCAGCCGGCCUCCCGGGACCCCCAGCUCAGGGGGGCGCCCCAGCCGCCGACCCCGCGCCCGCCGCCUUCUCCUCCUCGGCCGCCACCUCCUCCUCCACCUCCACGCCCACCUCCUCCUGCAGCAUGACAGCCGCCGACUUCGGCGGGGGCGCUGCGGCGGGGGCCGUCGGGGGCCCCGGGAGCCGCUCGGCGGGGGGCGCGGGCGGCACGGGGACCGGCAGCGGCACCUCCUGCUGUUCGUGUUGUUGCUGCUGCGGCCGUCCGGCCCGCCCCGGUCGCAGGGGUCGGCGCCGAGGCUGCGUCCCCAGCCCUGGGUGCCGCUGGGGCUACCAGGCGCUGUCCGUGGUGCUGCUGCUGGCACAGGGUGGUCUGCUGGACCUGUACCUCAUCGCCGUCACCGACCUGUACUGGUGCUCCUGGAUCGCCACCGACCUGGUGGUGGUGGUGGGCUGGGCUAUUUUCUUCGCCAAGAACAGCCGGGGCCGUCGGGGCGGCGCGGUCAGCGGCGCGCACAACCACCACCAGCACCACCACCACGCCGCGCCGCCUCUACAUCUACCCGCCGCUUCGGCCGCCUCCGCCGGGGCUGCCGCAGGGGCCAAGGCGCGCGGCGCCCGCGGGGGCGCAGGUGGCCCGGGAGCCGGCCCGGGUGCUGCCGGGGCCGCGGGCGAGUUCGCCUUCGCCUACCUGGCCUGGCUCAUCUACUCCAUCGCCUUUACGCCCAAGGUGGUGCUUAUCCUGGGCACGUCCAUCCUGGACCUCAUCGAGCUGCGCGCGCCUUUCGGCACCACCGGCUUCCGCCUCACCAUGGCGCUGUCCGUGCCCCUGCUCUACAGCCUGGUGCGGGCCAUCAGCGAGGCGGGCGCCCCCCAUGGCUCGGCGGGACCCCUGCUUCUGCAGCCCCAGCAGCACCGAGCCGCCGGCUGCUUCCUGGGCACGUGUCUGGACCUGCUCGACAGCUUCACCUUGGUGGAGCUGAUGCUGGAAGGCCGCGUGCCGCUACCCGCGCACCUGCGCUACCUGCUCAUCGCGGUCUACUUCCUCACCCUCUCCUCGCCGGUGCUCUGGCUCUAUGAGCUCAACGCCGCAGCGGCAGCCUCAUCCUGGGGCCAGGCUUCCGGGCCGGGCAGCUGUAGCCGCCUUCUGCGCCUGCUGGGCGGUUGUCUGGUGGACGUGCCCUUGCUGGCGCUGCGCUGCCUCCUGGUGGUGAGCUACCAGCAGCCCCUCUCCAUCUUCAUGCUCAAGAACCUCUUCUUCCUCGGCUGCCGUGGCCUGGAAGCCCUAGAGGGCUGUUGGGACCGGGGGAGUCGGGCCUCCCCGACUCGGGGGAGAGGGGGCUACGGCGCUCCGCCCUCCGCCCCGCCACCGCCACCGCCACCGCCACCACCUCAGGGAGCCUCCCAGCUGGGCCACUGCAUCUCGGAGAACGAGGGGGGUGCCCAUGGCUAUGUCAAUACCCUGGCCGUGGCCUCCCAGAAUUGAGGAGGGAUAAGGGAGAGGGGCUUGCUUUGGGGUUGAGAGACCCCAGCCCCUUGUCCUUUGAUCGUCUUUCACCCAGAUUUGAUCAGGGUCUAUUUGGAAGACGGAACUGUUAAUAGGGCUAAGGGCCAGUGUGUCCUUCUGCACCCCUUGGGUCAAGACUGCUUGGAGGGAGACCAGCAGCUAAUGGUGAAGGAGGAAGGUCCACCUACUACUCUAUUUCCCCUUCUCCGUGCCCUACCCUAAUCUAGCCUCCAGGGGCCAGAUACCUCUGCUUCUUGCUUUUCCCACCACCAUCCUAAUUCUUGUCCAUUGUUGGAGAGAAUGGUGAAAAGGGCGUGCCCAGACAGGGGUGCUGGGCCUGAAGCCUUCCCCCUGGCUUGGAAGUGCCAGAUUCUUAUAGGCUGUGGUUGGUGAUCAUUGUCCCACGCCUUGAAACUGAUCCAGAAUCCACUGUUCCCCUGAUGUGUCUAUUGGAUUUUUUUCCAGAUGGUAGAUGCCAAGUCUGUGUUUGUCUGUGUGUAUAGUAUAGUUUUCUUGUUUCCACACUGUGGCCCCUUGCAAUCAAUAGGAGAUCUGGGGAGGCCCUGUCCUUCCCACCACACAUAGGACCACCCUCCUCAUUCCUACCUGAAUUUGUGGCCGUGAAUUCCCAGAAAGAGCUGGGCUCCUGGGAGCUACCCAGUUGCUCUCCUCCAAGGGAGACGCUCACCCAGGAUCUUCCUCAAUUCUACUCCUCUCUUCUCAGCUUGGGGGAGGAGAGGGUCCAUACCCUAAGGACAAAACUGCACCCUUUCUUGGGUGAGUGAGCAUUUCUACCUCCGUGCUUUCAACUUUUGUUGCAUCAUGCACUGAUGCUGCUUGCAAAAAAAUAAAGGCAAAAUACUCAGAAGUUGCAUUUAACAUGGCCACUGGAUCCAGCUGGGGUUUGGUGCCAGUCUUAUUACAGGGUCUGUGGAGUAUCAGCCAUUGGCUUGCCCUCCCACUCUCUCUCCCUCUGCACCCAGAACUCUUAUCCUUCCCGACGUUUGUUGCUAACUGGGUCAGAUCUUGGCUUAGAACAACAGCCUUUGGGUUUCCUGAAAUGAUGUGAAGCUGGGGCUCCAGUUGGCUCAAGGAAAUCCAAUUCCACAUCUGUCCUUCCUCUGGGAAGCCUGGUGUGGUUCAGAAAAGGUGGUGAUGACCUUUAUCCUCUGCUCUGGUAAAGAGAAUUUCUAAGGAGAAGGCAGUUGCAGAGGAAGUCUGGGUAAUUCCUCCCCCUGCCCUGCCUUCCUCUCUGGCAUUCUUGUUGAGAUUAAUGACAAGGGACACCCAGCGGUUGCCCACUUAUGGUCUCGAUGUGGGACAUCUCUCUUGGAAUUUUUGAGGGUGGAUAAGUAUUUUUCGGGGAGGUAAGAGUGUAGGAGGACUGUUGGCAGCAAGGCCAGGAAAUACUCACUGUCCUCCACCCCAGAAUAGGAUGGGGUGGGGGCAAAACUGUAAGAAUUUUUGUUUCCCCUCCCCCACCCCCUCGUAUGCUUUGUGUGGUGUAAUACACCCUGGGCAAAGGACCAGAAGUCAUGAUUGUAGUUUUGACUGUCCCUCACUCGCUUUGAUGGCACAUUGCUUUUGAUUUCUGAGUCUCAGUGUUUUACUUGGAGCUCUUUUCUCCCAACUUCUUGGGGGUUUGUUGACAGAGACACAGAGAGACUGAUGUCUUGACCAGAGUCCUUCUGAGCCUCCCCUACUGUCACAGUGGGGAAUGAUGGAGGAAACAUGUUUACACUCAAUGUAUUAAUCUAUGCUCCCAGCCCCUUGCCCUCCUAGGUCCAAUAUUAUUAGUGGGUUGGAUUUUGCAACUAGUCUUUUUUUUCUGUCUCCCCACUCCCCCUUCUCCCACCACCAUAUUCUUUCCCUUUGAAUUCCGUGUGCUCAAAGUCCUGGGCCCAGACUCUUCCCUGGGUCUCCAUCUCCUGUCUCCAGCUUUGCUCUCUCUGCUACCUAAUCUCAGUGGCUGUGAAUGGACUUUGUGUCUGAGCCAUGGCCAGCCCCUGGCUGGCCCCUGCCUCACUCCCUUUCUCCUGUUUGGAUGCUGGUCUCCCCCACUGAGUGAUUGACUAUAAAAUCUGAAUGCUGUUGAGUUUUCUGGUGGGAGGCUGUGAUAGGUUCCAAGGAGCUACCACUUCCCUAGGUACGCUGAGAGACUGAUGGCAACCCGGCCAGCUCUGGCAGAGGCUGGUCCUGCUCAGGCUCUGUCUGCCGGCCCCCCACUCACCCUUGGACAUUCUCUUUCAAAUAUCUGGUGCGAGCACUUUGCGCUCAGGGGUCAAUCCCUUCCUUCCGGUGUUUUUCAUGAGUGCUUUUACUUUCUUUCCUUGCCCUACUCACAGUGAGACAUGACCCCGAUUUUUUCUUGCUUUCUAGGAGCAUCUGUAGUGGGGGGUCAAAACUGGAGAUGUUUCCCCGGGGAGGUGCACUGUCUCCUGAGGCUCACGCCAGCAGUAUGGUUCACAGGAAAGUACCCUGGGUACAGAAUUCAGACCGUCUGCCUCUAAUGUGUGUGCCAGUAAGGCGUGCCCUUGACCUGAGCCUCUGACUCUACAGAUUGCAAAAGGGGGCUGGACCGGCCUCUCUCUAAAGGCUGUUCUGAUAUAACCUGGCCUGGUUCUGAGUCCAUGUGUUUUUGGGGGAAGAGAGUUGGCUGGAAGUUAGAGCCUGGAAGAAGGGAAGUUGCACCUCACUAGCGUUGAGCACGUUCCCCCUCCCCCCUUUUUCUUUUUAAAAAUAAAACCAGCCUCUGUUCUGAAAAUAAAAAACUUGAGACUUG
Messenger RNA from Lontra canadensis (Northern American river otter), 5072 nucleotides. RefSeq names its product transmembrane protein 121B (gene TMEM121B). NCBI's taxonomy places the organism in Eukaryota, Metazoa, Chordata, Mammalia, Carnivora, Mustelidae. The record is from RefSeq and is a predicted model, not a curated record. The coding region runs from base 500 to 2269 and encodes 589 amino acids. The transcript has a single exon.